Molecule: messenger RNA, 6331 nt
Organism: Rattus norvegicus (Norway rat)
Lineage: Eukaryota; Metazoa; Chordata; Mammalia; Rodentia; Muridae
Gene: Wdfy2
Product: WD repeat and FYVE domain containing 2
Exons: 12
Coding region: 184-1386 (400 amino acids)
Biological process (GO): positive regulation of fat cell differentiation
Cellular component (GO): cytoplasm; early endosome
Molecular function (GO): metal ion binding
Source: RefSeq, marked validated
GUGGCGGUGGUGUUGGUUCUAGGAGCCGGAGCGUGCACGUUCCUCGGACAGGCGGCAGGGCUAUGGUCGCCGGCUUACGAAGGCCCGCUCCGUAUCUCAGCCCGAUCCUGAGCGCAAGCCUGAGCAUUCUCUUCAGCCAAGUCCCCCGGCGCGUUCGGCUGCUCCCCGGGCGCGCCCCCUCCGAUGGCGGCGGAGAUCCAGCCCCAGCCACUGACCCGCAAGCCGAUCCUGCUGCAGCGGGUCGAGGGGUCGCAGGAGGUGGUCAAUAUGGCGGUGAUUGUGCCUAAGGAAGAGGGUGUCAUCAGCGUCUCGGAGGACAGGACAGUUCGUGUUUGGUUAAAGAGGGACAGCGGACAGUACUGGCCAAGCAUUUACCAUGCAAUGCCUUCUCCAUGUUCAUGCAUGUCUUUUAACCCGGAAACGAGAAGACUGUCCAUAGGUCUAGACAAUGGUACAAUCUCAGAGUUUAUUUUAUCUGAAGAUUAUAACAAGAUGACACCUGUGAAAAACUAUCAAGCACAUCAGAGCAGAGUGACGAUGGUCCUGUUUGUUCUGGAACUGGAGUGGGUGCUGAGCACAGGACAGGACAAGCAGUUCGCCUGGCACUGCUCUGAGAGUGGGCAGCGCCUGGGAGGUUACCGCACCAGUGCUGUGGCCUCGGGUCUGCAAUUUGAUGUUGAAAGCCGUCAUGUUUUUAUUGGUGAUCACUCGGGCCAAGUAACCAUCCUCAAACUGGAACAAGAAAACUGCACGCUGCUCACGUCCUUUAGAGGGCACACAGGAGGGGUGACAGCACUCUGCUGGGACCCGGUCCAGCGCGUGCUAUUCUCAGGCAGUUCCGAUCACUCUGUCAUCAUGUGGGACAUCGGCGGGAGAAAAGGGACGGCCAUCGAGCUCCAAGGACACAAUGACAAAGUCCAGGCCCUCUCCUAUGCGCAGCACACACGACAGCUCAUCUCCUGUGGUGGCGACGGUGGCAUUGUCGUCUGGAACAUGGAUGUGGAAAGGCAGGAGACCCCUGAGUGGUUGGACAGUGAUUCCUGCCAAAAGUGUGACCAGCCUUUCUUCUGGAACUUCAAGCAAAUGUGGGACAGUAAGAAAAUUGGGCUGAGACAGCACCACUGCCGGAAGUGUGGGAAGGCCGUGUGCGGCAAGUGCAGCUCCAAGCGCUCUUCCAUCCCCCUCAUGGGCUUUGAGUUUGAAGUGCGGGUCUGCGACAGCUGCCACGAGGCCAUCACAGAUGAAGAACGCGCACCCACAGCCACCUUCCAUGACAGCAAGCAUAACAUUGUACAUGUACAUUUUGAUGCAACCAGGGGAUGGCUACUGACUGCUGGAACUGACAAAGUGAUUAAGUUGUGGGACAUGACCCCAGUGGUGUCAUGACUCUCCCAGGGACUAGGAGAUGAUAGUUUUCACUGAAGAAGCACUUGAGUCCAACAUCUUUACAGGAGGAGUAAAGCAUCCGUGUGAGCAAGAAGAGAGACUGAAGGCUCACAGCGAAUGUGUAUCCUCCCUCCACUGCUACCGUGCACUAGUGAAAGUGCAUUCCCUCCUGGGACUCUCCAUUGUCCAUACCACAGAAAAGAAGAUAUUUUUUUAUCAAAUGGUUUAUACAGCCUGGCUGUGCUGCAUUGUUUUGAGUAUAUUGGAAAACUGUGUAGAUGUUGAAGCUUCUGUAUGUCAGCUGUCCGUUGUACUCAUUGCUUUCUGUGUCAGAAAAGAGAGAGAGAGAGAAAUAUCUGUUGAAGGGAUUGUGUCCUCGUAAGCAGUCUCCUUGUUUCCACCUCAGCAUGUCCAGUCGGUCCUCUCUUUCCGUGAUCUUCCUCCACUGGCCUCGCUUGCCUCUCACUUGUCACAGUGGACGAUCACAGUUUGUUCCAGUGUUUUUCUUUCAUGGCCUGGAGUAAGAGUUGGAGAACCAUGUAUGUCCGGUACUGGCCUCUUGAGUCACCUGUAGGGAAGGAGCAGUGGUUGUCGGAAGUCCCUGAGCUCUGUUUUGGCUUUCUCUGCCAUCCACAUUAAUUAGAAAUGCUGUAGAGGCCACUGCUGCCAUCAGCCGGGACACAGGUCCUGUAACGAGCCUCCCCCGCGUGCCUGCAUCUCUCAGAGCUCAGUGAGAACCUUCUGAGCCUGCUGAGCUUUGGACUAUGGAGAUUUGUCUUGUUUUUAAUUUUUUUGUAACUUUCCUUCAUUCACAACAUGAGAGAAAAACAGAACUGUCUGUGCUCCAGAAGGACGUGUCCUGACGUGCGUCUUUCUACCUGGCAUUGCCUGUAUAUGACAUUAGAAGCCUGUUCUCUUCACCAUUCAUAAUUUAGUUUCUCUUCGAGAAACCAGGUAUUUAAGCAUCUCUAUGUUAAUGUGUACUUCUAUAAGGCCAGCAUGUGAUCUAAACAGAGGUACUAAGAGAGGAUCAGAAUCCCCCAAAGGGAAUCCGUCCAGCUUGAUAAGGUACAGUAAGGUCUCACUUUGGGCUAUCAAGAUAGGAUUAAAAGGAGUAGCAAGCCUGUGCUGGGAAGCUGGCCGGCCUCUCCAAGCCCCCAGUCAGGAAUGUCACGGCAUUGCCAGGUCAGAGGCUUUCUGGGGAAGCAGGCUGAUUGUUCGCCUGCCCUCUCCACGCCAGCCACACAGUGUCUUGUUCACUUCUGACCUGACACGUUGCCUGGCACUAAGUACUUGAAGGAGACACAGUUCUCCUGUUACUUUUGUUCUGUUCCUACAGAAGCAGUUCCUUCCAUGUCAUUAUUGCUUCUCUUUGUAGCGGAAGUAAUAGUCGCUAUACUUGGAUACCAACCACCCCUAGUACUGGCGACCCAGAGUGCCUCACACAGAAACACCCCUGGAGGCCAGUGACUGAUGUGAGCGCAGAACUCUGCCCAGGAAGCCAUCACCACUGUGAUUUAAUGGCCUGGCCCAGGAAAUGCCACCUAACUUCAGUCAGGCCACUUUAACUGCUAGGAAUUUUUUCUGCAUGGUCGCUCCAUCACAGAGCUUUGAAGAUGAAAUUAGAGCUAAAAGAUUCAAAUAUCAAUGGUGUGGUUGAUUGCUAGAGUCUACAGCCACUUGGCAAGUUGUAGAGAACGGUGUGUGGCAAAUCACUCUAAAGUAAGUCUGUCUGAACUGGACCAUGACUGCACAAGGGAAGGAAAUACAGUAUUAAGGAAGGGGAGGCUCUGUCUCCCAGCAAGCCUGUGUGGAGUCCCAGUCCUGCAUUCAGACCUUCAAUAGAACGUCUUAACACUGUCAGGUGGCCCUACACACCAUUCUGGUCUCAUCCCAGCUACGGACCAUCCCCAAGAGUACCCAGAGAUGGAUAGUUGACAGUGAUGAAAAUCAUGGGUGUAUACCACAGAUUGGCCAAGGAUUCCGUGACUCCGCCCUUUCCUCUCUCCUUACCCAAGUGGCUGUUGAUGGAAAAGAAUGUAUCAGAAAGCCAUAUACGCAUGUGAUACUGUGAAUUCCUCUACUUGCCCGGUGUCUCCAUUAACGCAUAGAGAAAUGCAUGCUGGUGCUGACAGGUGUCCAGGCAUAGACCUCGUCCAUCAGUGCGUGGCUCAUUUCUCUCCUGGGUAAAAAAUGGCAAAUCUGUCAUCCCCUUGGGUUUACGCUUGACUUUUCUUGCUGUACUGUGGAAACCACAACUCCAGUACCAGUAGUGAGGACAGCCGUGCUGGGAAGUGGGGAGAGCCGCACAGGAGAUGUUCUUCCCAGUUGGUGGGAAGAACAUCUCUCAAUCUUAGUUUUCCAAAGGAAGGUAAUUAGUGAGCCACCUGGGCGUCUCCACCUUAGCAAAAAUGGUUUUAGAAUAAGUACUUGGAAUUUUGUAUCAUUUUAUAAAAGGUCAGCCAGCAUAAUGUGUUUCUCGUUUAGUUGUUUGAAUUAUUCAUGAAAUUACAAAAAUUACAAAGUUGGGAGGAAACUUGAGGUCUCAAAAGUUGCAGGUUAGUCAGACCAGGCAGUUGGCAGAGAUGAAGUGUAAACAAGAGAAUCUCAAAGAACAUUCAAAGAAUAACGGCAUUUGCUAUACCAGUGGCAUCGUGAGUAGGCGAAGGGCAGGAAGUCUCUGGACUUGGGUAUGAUACUGUUUUGAGCAAAUUUGACAUAACUUUUGGUGCCUGCCUGUGGUUGUGAGUGGGAACAUGUCCCAUCAGAAGGCCGUGGUGCCACUGAUCUGUGUGUUGGCCCCUCCCACAUUAGUCCCUACCGACCGCCCUGCUGGCUAAGGGCUGCUCCUACAGCAUCCGUCUUUGUGAUGAGAGGCAUCGCCUUAACAGAAUCUCAGAGUUAUAUUUUAAAAGCAUACUAUAUUUUUGUUUAACAUCCUUAAAAGACUUGAAUUUGAGCUUUAAAGCAGGAGUAGCUCUGUACCAUGUGUCACUGCAAUGCACGGAUAUGCACUAAUGAAGGGCUUUUGGCUUUGUCUUUUCAUACUGUUUAAAUACAUAUAUAUUUGUAUAUAAGUGAGCUUGUUCACCAAGAUCUAUAUUUUAAAGCAAAAGAAAAGCAUUUUCCAAAGUGCUCUUAUUUUUCUUUCCCUUAAAAUAAUGUUGGGUUGAGGUGUGUCCUCAGCAUCCCAUGAAAUGACCCUGAUGUUAAUCAGUUUGCUGCUUUGUCAGGCUGUAAGGUCCGACCAGGGAAGCCUGUGUGCUCCUGGAAGCUACAGUUCAUCUUGACAGCCAAGAACUACACACCAACCCUCAGGGGUUUAGGUCUGCAUUUUCUCCUUUUAACGUUGUGUUCCCACCAAAAGCCUCAAGGCUAGUACGGGCCUGGGGCCCUCCCUUGUACUUCCCAUGCCAAGGCCUGUUGACAAAGAUUUUGAAAAGAUGGUCAGAUCUCGGUGUGAGACAUGGAUUCAACCACAGUGCUUACAGUCCCCUCUAGACCUGUGAGUGGAGUGCGGUUCUGUGACGGUGUUUAUUACAGGACUAACGCACAUUGACCACUGAUCAUAGAACUGACCUCACUUAGGCAGAUGAGAGACACUGUACUGGCAGAUCAGACAAGUUACUCUCUGGUCUUUUCCAUCGAGGGCUCUGUCUUAGUCAGGGUUUUACUGCUGUGCACAGACAUCAUGACCGAGGCAACUCUGAUAAGGACAACACUUAAUUGGGGCUGACUUACCGGUUUAGAGGCUCAGCCCGUUAUCAUCAAGGUGGGAGCAAGGCAGCAUCCAGGCAGUCAUGGUGCAGGAGGAGCUUUAUGUCUGCAUCUGAAGGCUGCCAGCAGAAUAAGGAUCAGGGUCUUAAAGCUCACACCCAUGGUGACACACCUACUCCAACAGGGUCACACAUUCUAAUAGUGCCACGCCCUGAGCCAAGUAUACGAAAGCCAUCACGGGCUCAGUGGGUGUGGUUUUAGAAAGAUGAUGAAAUUGUUGGAACCAUCUAAUUUAAAAGAUACCUCAAAGUAUUCACCUUCAGGGGUUGAGACUAUCUGACCGGGGCGACAAUGUUGAGGAAACUUAAAUUGGUUCAAAGGGUAGAUUUCAAAUCUUAUUUAAAAAUACAGCUUUUUUUUCCCCCCUCUUGGUUCUUUGGAAUACAUGAGAGGGUCUUUUUUAGGGACAGCAGUUUAAGUGCGUUGUUCCUGUAUAGGUCUUGUCAUUUGGAUGGGUCCAGCCUUCCGUUCAUAGCAUGUCAUUGUGAAGUAUGAACCAAACCACUUACAAUUACCGUCGGUCUGCGUGUGCUUCUGUCUCAUGCCGUUUGUCUUGUCUUGCAUUUUAAAUGGCUUUCCCAAGGUAUUGUCAUUUGGAAAAGAGAAAAAUCUCACACAACAAGUGUAAAAACUGUUCCUAACUGGACAGCAGGGAAGGUGUUAGCCCCACAGUGGUGCCUGCCCAUUGCUGAACUGUAACCAGGUACUUUGCACAGCCGCCACCCAGGGCCCACAUCUGGAUGUGGCUGCCACAGGCUUGUUACUGUAUGGGUGUCUUUUUCCAGAAAAAUCAAGAAUUAGACUAGGCAGGGACUCAGCUAAGUGUUGUAAGCCUGAAGCUAGAAGCCAGAAUGGGUCUCUCCUGUGGUAGUUCUAGCCACACCCUCUGCAGCUGCUGUGCCCUCUGCCACUGGACUCCACCAACCGGGCCCACCUCUCAUGACUCUAGCCUUCUACAUGUGCUGAGGCGGUCCGGAGUGAGGAUGUUCUGGGACAUUAAGAUGACUGACUCUCCUGUGCCGCUGCUGCAUAGCCAUGAAUGUUUCUCUCUCCUGUCUUCCCAUGUACUGCCCUCCAGCCUUUCAUGUGUGUGUAGCCAUUCCAGUGUACGGCUCUCUGAGCAGUGGCCUCUGUGGCUUAAAAUAAAUGGCCGAACACUUGCCUACCA